GAGCUCCCCCUGGUGGCGCCCGCGCCACAUCGGCGGCGCGCCUCGGCGGUCGGGAGCGCGCAGGGUCGGCGGCUGGCAGUUUGAGGCGAGCUCUCACCCCGGCGUUGCUAUGAGCUCCGAGCGGUCAGCGCCGGCCGGCUCUCCCGCUCCUCCCUGCUCGGAGCCCGAAGGAGGGGCCGCCGACUACCGCGACUGGGUGCGGCGCAGCUACCUGGAGCUGGUGUCCUCCAACCAUCACUCGGUGCAGGCGCUGUCCUGGAGGAAGCUCUACCUCAGCCGGGCCAAGCUGAAGGCGUCGAGCCGGACCUCCGCGCUCCUCUCCGGCUUCGCCAUGGUAGCCAUGGUUGAGGUUCAGUUGGAGAUGGACUACACCUAUCCCAAGUUCCUGCUCAUUGCCUUCAGUGCCUGCACAACAGUGUUGGUAGCUGUCCACCUCUUCGCUCUCUUGAUCAGCACUUGCAUCCUCCCCAAUGUCGAGGCAGUCAGCAACAUACACAAUCUCAACUCUGUCAAUGAGUCACCCCACGAGCGCAUGCAUUACUACAUCGAGCUGGCCUGGGGCUUCUCAACAGCUCUAGGCAUCAUCCUUUUCCUCAUGGAAGUAGUCCUGCUUUGUUGGAUUAAGUUCCUCCCAGUUGACAGCAAUCAGAGGAAGCACAAGGAGACUGUUGCAGCCCAGCCUGGAGAGGGACACACCGGGAGGGAUGCAGCUUUGACAUCUACUAUUAUCAUGGCACCAGUGGGCCUUAUUUUUGUGAUAUUUACCAUACAUUUUUACCGAUCACUGGUAGGGCACAAAACAGAGCGUCACAAUCAGGAAAUUGAAGAACUGCACAAGCUGAAAGUACAGCUGGAUGGUCACGACCGGACCCUGCAAGUGGUUUGAAAAGUCAACGAGGAGGAAAAGAAAUUAGUCAGAAUCAUCCUGAAAUUCCGAGCUUCUGCGGCCCGUUGCAGAAAUCAAAUGGGCUCUCCUGUCAUUUCCAGGAAUUUGAGUUUACAAAUAUGGCUUUUAAGUGGCUUUGUGGUUACAGUAUUUUCUGCAUUGUCUUAAAAGAAAACCACCUUUCUCUUUGUUACGGAAUCAGGUGUAAGCUGGAAUUUGUAAGCAUGUACUAAAAUGGUUCAGGUUGCUCUGAUACCAUGCUAGUCAUCAGCACACCGUCACUUCAACAGAGACCGUUUCUGAGGACACGAGACUGCAGAUGCUGGAAUCUGGAGCAACAAGCAAUCUGCUGGAGGAACUCAGUGGGUCAAGGAGCAUCUGUGGGAGGCAAAGAAUCGUUGACUGAUGCAGGGUUUCGACCCAAAACGUCGACAAUUUCUUUUCUCCCACAGAUGCUGCAGAGUCAUUUUAUCACAGGGCUAAACUCUUCAGAGGAACCAGUCCAGAUUAAACUGGACAACCAGGACAUGGAUUAAUUCCAGUUUUUCUCUAGUCAGCUGUGUUGUUGCAGUGCAGGUGUAACUAUCUGUCAGGGAUCUUGGUAAAUAGCUUAACCUGCCUGGUACAAAGAGUGAAGGACUGAUCAGACCAAUAUUGAAAAGGUGUAAUGGAAUAGAUGCUGUUAUUACUGAGUUUAAACAAGAUUGGUGUUUGGUAUGGUUCUGGAUGGUCAGUGUUUACUGUAGAUCCCUCCACUCACUACUGUAACUGCCAAAAAUUAUAUUAAAAAAAAAACCUAAAACUUGUUCCUACCAGGUCCAAAUUGUAGUUAGCCCUGUACCCAUUUGUUACAUAAUAUUCCUCAUGACCUGUAGCACUGCUGCCCUGGGCUGAAGCCAUCAGGAACCCAGUGAUGUGUGGCUUAACCUGUGACACUCCAUUCUGUACUGUCAGAUAUUGAUACUCCAGUUCAAGCGACACCAUAUUUAUGGUAAGCGAUUAAAAUUCUGAUCGGUAUAACCCCGUUUAAUGCCCUACAUCCAUGUGUGUUGUCCAAUUUAUUCUGACCUCAUUUGAUGUUGGUUAAAACAGAUUUGAUGUAGUCAUUCUCUGUUCAAUUUCUCAGACUUGAAAAGGAGAACUCGUGUGAAAAGAGGAAGCGAUUUUUUUCAAUGUAAUGUUAAAACCAUGCCUUUGUGCUAUCUGAACAACAGGAUUUAUCAUGUCCUCACUUCUCUUUUUCUCUUCAGCCACAGUACUGUCCUGCUGUGUGGAGUUUGGCCUUUCUCCUUUACCUGUUACAGCUUCAGUACUUUGAUUUACCGAAUCUUAAUAAUGGAGCGAUCGUUUAUCACAAUGCUAAUUUAGCUGCUAAAUUUUAGGUAGCCCUUAAAAUAUCAGCUAUUAAAGAUUUAAAAAAUUCUUGUUUGGGACCUGAAGUAAACAAAUGAUCAUAACUGAGCCAAUUCUGAUAAUGAAAUGCAAAACAUGGAAUUUUGGAUCCCAUUCGUAUGACCAGACUCUGGAAAGGAUUAUGAAGACUGGUGGCGGCUUUUUAUACCUAAUUAUUUUCACUGUUAUGUUUUGGGGAAUUCUGUGUUUAAAAUGUUUAAUUCCUGAUGAACAGCUUUUUUGGGGUUUGGGAAUGAUGUCCUUCCUGUGUUGCCUUCAGAUGUUUACCAGUUGAAGAGGAGAUUUUACUAUCACAACCACAGAUGGUGAGGGGACUAAGAAUUUACUGCAGAGUGCACUCAUUGGUUUGCAGGAUUUAUAAAAUACUAAUUUUGAGGGCUACCAAUUCAGACAAAUUUGCAUCUGCUACUCUGACACACAAGAUGUGAUCCUAACAAGUCCAGCACAGAUGGAACCUCGGUGUCAGACAGGACUCAAACAAGGCUGUGUCAUUGCACCAACCCUCUUAAUCUUCCUCACUGCAAUACAGCAUCUCUCCUUCAACAAGCCUCCCACUGGAGUGGAGUUAAUCUACAGAAGAAAUGCCUUCACUUCAGAACUUGUAUCAUCCCAACUGCUGUCAUCAGUUUACAAUAUGCAGACAACAGUUAUGUCCAUGCACAUUCAGAAGCUGAGCUCUAAGGCUUGGUUGACUGCUUUGUCAAAGUAUAUGAAGGAGAGGGCCUUAUACUGACCAACUAGAAGACAAAGGUCAUCUAGCAACCUGCACCAUAUUGCCCCAAACAUUCAGACUCCACAGUGGGGCUCUGGAAAACAUAGAUCAUGUUUGUCUUAUCCUGGGGAUGGAGCUCCUGGUCAACUGAAUCCCUCCACUCCUGUAUGCUUUGGAGACAUGAGAAACCACAAAGUGCAGGAGAGGUUCUAUCAGCACUGUCUCCUCAAAUCUACUGGCAGAGUCUCAGUGCUGGAUAUGUUUUCCUGAGAGGACACUGACAUUGUUAACUUACCUUGCCAGUGGAUUUUGCAGAGACAAAGCAAACCAAUGUCAGCACCCUCUCCCAGACAAACAUCCUAGUAACAACACUUUGAUCACGUUCCUCCAGCUCUGGUGCAUUCCAUAUUGUUGUCUUGCCUGGCACCAGAGUCUUGAAAGAAGUGCCCUACUCAAAGGUCUCCAAGAAGUUUUCAGGAAUACAGGGAAAACACUUCAGAGGCAUUCCUGAAGUCUCUUGGAAGAAGUGUGACAAUGUCAGUGAGUUGUGGUAAUCCCUGGCCCAAUACUGCUCAAAAUGGGGGAAGAGAAUUGGGAAAGCAGUGAUUAACUCUAGUCUGUAUGACAAGAGCACGUGAGGACCAUGCACUAAAAGCAGCCUUAAUACCCAUCCAUCUCCCCUGCCUUCAUCGCCUAUUCCACAUGGCAGAGCUUGUAGGUCCCACACAAGACUCUUCAGCCACAUCAGAACUUGAGUGGGAGUAAGUUAUCCUUGAGGGACUGCCUAAGAAGAAGAUUACACAUACCAAUUACCAGAGCAGUUGUUGCAUGUUUUGACACAAGUGUAAUUGUGGCCUUGUUACUGAAACCAGUGACCUAGAAUUGCUUCAGUAUGCAAUUAUAGGUGUUUCAUUUAACCACAUUAUUGUCCGAUUGUACUUGAAUCAGGCAAUGUGUAGUCUUAAGCUUUCCCAUGUAUGGUGUAUGCCAGCCUACUGUGUUUUAUAUUUUGAACACAUAAUUGUCUUAAUCUUUGAGUUUGUAUACUUCUGUGGCUUGAUACCAGGAUGUAGUAUUUAUUCCCUGUGCACCAUUACAAACCUACAGCUACAGGAACUUGGAAGAGGGGCAACAAUUGUUAUGUUAUUUUUAAUUUUGUAAAACAAAGCCCUGGGUUAUUAAGAUGUUGCUGUUUUUUGAAAUGCAAAUCUUUACUGGUAUUUUGAACAGUAUUUUCUGCUUGUGAACCCUGUAUGUAUACUGUGUAUAGCACCAUUUAAUCUUUUAUUAGUUUGUUGUGUCGCUGUUGAAGAAAUGGAAGUUGCAUUUGAAAUAAAGUAUUGUCAAACAUAUUUUGUAACAUCAGCA
Molecule: messenger RNA, 4379 nt
Organism: Pristis pectinata (smalltooth sawfish)
Lineage: Eukaryota; Metazoa; Chordata; Chondrichthyes; Rhinopristiformes; Pristidae
Gene: orai2
Product: ORAI calcium release-activated calcium modulator 2
Exons: 2
Coding region: 110-886 (258 amino acids)
Biological process (GO): store-operated calcium entry
Cellular component (GO): membrane
Molecular function (GO): store-operated calcium channel activity
Source: RefSeq, a predicted model, not a curated record